Molecule: messenger RNA, 1248 nt
Organism: Phaeoacremonium minimum UCRPA7
Lineage: Eukaryota; Fungi; Ascomycota; Sordariomycetes; Togniniales; Togniniaceae
Product: putative mosc domain-containing protein
Exons: 2
Coding region: 1-1248 (415 amino acids)
Molecular function (GO): oxidoreductase activity; pyridoxal phosphate binding; iron-sulfur cluster binding
Source: RefSeq, a predicted model, not a curated record
AUGAACGAGAGAAACGUGUGCAUUGGCGACGUGAUGGCAGUAGGCGAUGAGCUGGUGCUGCAGGUCAGCCUGCCGCGCCAGCCAUGCUUCAAGCUGAACCACAGGUUUCAGCUUAAGAACUUUGCACCCAACACGUGGAAGACCAGUAGAACGGGCUGGUACUACCGCGUGCUGAAGGAGGGUACGGUCAAGGCGGGCGACGAGAUCCGUCUCAUUGAGAGGAAGCACCCAAAGUGGACGAUCGAGCGGAUACAGGAGUAUCUGCACCGCAACAAGGACAACUUGGCUAUGAAUGAGGAGCUGGCAGCAAUUCAGGAGUUCGGCGUCGAGAGCAAGGGGGCUUUUGAGAGCCGGGUUGCAAAGGCAAAGUCCAAGAAGGACAAGAAACCGAAAGAGGAACAGAAGUGGCGCGACUUCAAAUUAGUGGAGAAGAGGAAACAGACGCCACGGAUCAUGACCCUUGUCUUGGAGGCGGUGGACAAGGUUGAGGAAGAUGAGUCAGUUCUCGGAGCACAUGCUAAAAUCAAGCUUGGAAAUGGCCUAGUUCGAGCCUAUUCUAUUGUUGGUGGCAACCAGAACCGGCUCGAGUUCGGUAUUGCCUUGGAUGAUAAGAGCAGAGGUGGCUCCAAGUAUCUCCAUGAAACUGUCAAGGUGGAUGACAUCCUGCAGGUUGGGCGUAUCACCAACGCGGUAGACGUGGUCGGUGCCGCCAGCAAUCACCUGUUCAUUGUUGGCGGUAUCGGGAUCACGGCAUUCUUGGGUAUAAUGGAGGCGUUACAGGGAAUCAAUUACAGUGUCGAGCUACACUAUGCGGUGCGAUCGGAAGAUGAAAGGCCGUACAAGGAGCGCCUGGACAAAUUAGGAGACAGCGUAAGGCUCUAUGACAAACAGAAAGGUCAACGAAUGGACGUUGGCAACGUGAUCAAAAAUAUGACGUGGAACUCGGCCAUCUAUGUGUGUGGCCCCAAGUCCUUGAUGGACACGGCUCUCCGGGAGGUGAAAGCUGCUGGUAUUGAUGAGAAAGAAGUACACUUUGAGGCGUUCGAAGCAGACAUAUCUGGUGACCCGUUCGAGGCUGUCGUCGCGAAUCGGAAUGUUACAGUCAAAGUUGGAGAAGAAGAAACACUGCUUGAAGUCUUACAAAAGCAAUUUGACGAUAUACCGUCAUCUUGCGAGGUCGGUAACUGCGGGACGUCGUUAGGCAUGGAUGCAUACUGGCCAGUAUACAAAUGUAAUCCCAAGCCUUAG